This is a messenger RNA of Alternaria metachromatica, 615 nucleotides long. RefSeq lists its product as uncharacterized. Lineage: Eukaryota; Fungi; Ascomycota; Dothideomycetes; Pleosporales; Pleosporaceae. The transcript is spliced from 2 exons. The record is from RefSeq and is a predicted model, not a curated record. The coding region runs from base 1 to 615 and encodes 204 amino acids.
AUGAAAGUCAGGCUGUGGAAUUAUCACUUGAUGAAGUCUGAGUCCAAGAGCCUCCGAGACGUUCCGGUCAAGCACAUCACUCUGAACAUAGGUGAGAGAGGGCAUGAAGGGAGACAUGCCGAGCAAGCUAUCAGAUACACCCAUCAACUCAACGAACUCAGCAACUUACUAUCCGAUCGCAACCCCAGAGACUCAGAGAUCGACCAUGACGACGAUCCAGACAUGCCCGCAGGCCCGCCGCUCUCCGAGAUCACGGACAUCACAGCCACCGAUCCAAUAGCUAUUCUCAAGUUCAGCCAGGAGGCUCUCAAUGUUUGGGCCUUCCCCAAGAAGCGUAAGGGUAUCACCAGCACGGAACAAGGCGCUCGCAUCAUCAAUGCUUUCAAGGGUCUCAUGGUCCGGAGAAGCUACGCAUCCACACUGAACGGAAGAAGACUCGACAAAGAUCUGCCAAGCGUCCAACGCAUGGUGUUCGAAUGCGAGUAUAGCCCUCAGGAACGUCAACAAUACGACGCAGCGUAUGCGGAUAGUUCGUCUGUUCUCUUUCGCAAGAGCGGAUCCGCUGUCACCUGGAGCACCACGACAUACCGAAAACUAUGCCUAUUAACGUCAUAG